This is a messenger RNA of Cladocopium goreaui, 934 nucleotides long. NCBI's taxonomy places the organism in Eukaryota, Dinophyceae, Suessiales, Symbiodiniaceae. The record is from the annotation of a GenBank genome assembly.
GGCGCUGACCAAAAAGGCGCAGAGCACUCCACCGCAGAGCACUCAGGGAUGCCUUGGAUGCCUUCAAAACGAUUUGGGCAGGCACAAAGGAUGACGAAAUUUAUGAAAUUAUUCAUUCAAGAUCGUGGCACAGACCAAAUCACUAUUGGAUCCCGCGUUGUGGCUACAAUGGAUGGCCAGGUCAUUCAACGUCCAGAAGGAUCGCUGAACAUCUGGGCUAUCGGCCAGGGCUUUGAAGGAUCAGCUUCUGAUUGGACAGAGUAUGUGGUUUGGCUUGUGGGUUUCUUUGCGCUCAUCUGGUUCAUCUGGCAGAGGAACGCUUCGCCCCCAACUGCAAUUCUCCAGCAUUCCGAACAGCUUGCCAAAAGCCCAAAAACCCCAUAAACCUCUGGUUGAGGUUAUGGCUUUGCCAGACUCAGACUUUCCAGAGGAUGGUGAGGCAGAGACAAAGCCGCAGCCGAAUGAUUCGAAGGAGCCGAAGGAGAAAGGUUCGACCAAAAAGAAGAGAUGAGACAGCGGCUUGGAAGCAACACAGGGAUCAUCAGGGAUCAGAGAAGCAAGCGACAGAGAUUGAACAAUUUGACCCUGUAGGAUGGCUUGCAAAUCUCCCAAGAAUGCCUAGUUUUGCCCCCAGCACGUAUGAACUCAAAGAAGGCAGCCAGUGAUGUAGAUUUCUCGGUGAUAAUAGGUGAUAUUCACAUGUAUUCACGAUAUUUCCCAUGGAAAUUGUGGAGAAGCUCUGGCUCUUCGAUCCGCCGUGAUGACUUGUGAGACUGAAACUCCGUAGCUUGGUAGCCUUGGAAGGCGCUGACGAAGAAGUUGGGAAGCUGUUUUACGUUUACCGGUAGAGUCUCAAAGAAGUGUGGAUUACCAAAGUGUAGAUUCACCUAUCCAGGCUCAAGCACACAGACGUACAGACUGUCCGCGUGGAAAG